AUGCUUAAUUACUAUGAAACGACUUUAAAAAUUAUAUUUAAGCCCAUCAGAUCUGAUGUCACGGCAUCCCGAGCGACAGACAGUGCGGCGCGGCGCGGCGCGGCGGUGGUCCGUCUAAUGAGUGUCCCUGCGACGCGACAAGCUGCAGCAAUCUCGAUCUUUGUGUCUCGGGAAAGAGUCGAUAGUGCCGGCACAGAGCUGGUCGCUUCGUUCCAAAUAUAUGUAGAACUGAUCAGUAGUUUG
This is a messenger RNA of Brenthis ino (lesser marbled fritillary), 243 nucleotides long. Lineage: Eukaryota; Metazoa; Arthropoda; Insecta; Lepidoptera; Nymphalidae. The record is from the annotation of a GenBank genome assembly.